AUGAAUGAAUCUAAUUUGUAUGCCAAAGAAUCGUUAAAUGUACAGAAAAUUAUUGGAAUUUUAAAUGCUGUUGAAUCUAAGACAUGGGAUUUAGUGCCUUCAACAAUAAAUUGUUUAGCUUCUUGGCUAAUAAUUUCAGUCAGUAGUGAGUAUAAACGAAGAGGAAUUGCUGAAGCCCUUUUAAAUUAUAAUUUAGAGGAAAUGGAGAAAUUUGGAUGUCAAGGAUUAAUUGCAGAAGCCAGUGCUUUUAAUUCACAAAAAUUAUUUCAAAAAAUGGGAUAUUCUAGACUUUUUGAAAUUAAACAUUCUGAUUGGAAAGGUGAAGAUGGAAAACAAAUAUUUAAUUGUAAAGACGGAACAGACAAAAUAACCCUUGAAUUUAAACAAUUUACUAAAAAUGUUAAAGAAUUUAUUUAA
Messenger RNA from Meloidogyne enterolobii, 417 nucleotides. Lineage: Eukaryota; Metazoa; Nematoda; Chromadorea; Rhabditida; Meloidogynidae. The record is from the annotation of a GenBank genome assembly.